AUGGCUGCCGCUGAUCCUGCUCCAGCGCUAGUGGCUCUGGACAAUGCGAUCGCGCAGAUCGACCUCCUCAUCUCCCGCCUCACCGCGUCGUCCGCCUCCUCAGCUGACGUUCCCGUUGCCGCUCAGCCGAAAGCAGCAGUAGCUGGAAGCAGUGGCGAGAAGCAGUCGUCAGAAAAAGGGAAAGCAAAAGCUGCGAAACUAGCGCAAUCAUCAGCUACUCCAGCGUCAGCGGGGGAGAGCGUAGAGAAUUUCGACAAAUGCGACAUCAGGGUGGCGCGGGUGCAGGCGGUGGAGCCCCACCCGGUGGCGGAGAAGCUUUACGUCUGCCAGGUGGAGGUUGCGCCAGGGGAGGUCCGCCAGGUGGUGGCUGGUCUAAAGAAGUUCAUCUCGCAGGAGGAGCUGCAGGGGCGGCUGGUGUGUGCCGUGUGCAACCUCAAGCCCGCCAAGCUGGCCGGGCAGCCCAGCCAAGCCAUGAUGCUCGCUGGCUCGCACCCCUCUGCCGAGGCUGAGGCCGGGGAGGUUGUCAAGCUCAUUGAUCCGCCCCAAGAUGCGGCAGUUGGUGAUCGAAUCUGCAUCCAGGGUCGGCCUGCGAGUGCAGCCCCAGUGAAGCAACUCAGCUCCAAAGUGUGGGAGAAGGUAGCAGGGCUGCUUCGAGUGCAAGGAGGAGCUGCAACGUUUGAUGGGCAGGCUCUGGUCACAGGGGCAGGCGGAGGCAUCACUGUGCAAGCGCGGUUCAGCCGGGACCGAUCCGACGAGCGGCGAAGGGGGAAUGCCGUUGGGAGAGAGGACGUAGCUCCAAGGGAGAGUCGGGCUUGGCGAGAGAAUGGGGAAACGAGUGAGAACGAGAGGCGUUUCGCUGGUGAGAGCAGGGGGGGGGGAGAGGGAGACGAUCAGAGGAGGACGACGAGGGGGGAUGGUGCUGGAGCUCGUUCUCCUAUCGGUGGUGACUAUACGCGGAGAGAGUACAGAGGGAUGGAGAGCGAUGGAGGGGAAGGUCGCUUUGGGGGCAGAGGAAAGGGUGGUUCAAGUGGGAGAGAGCGAGGGGAGAGGGACAUGGGGGGACAGGCACGUGAGGGUUCAGGGUUUGGGGAUAGAGAGGGGUUUAGCGAUGGGGAUGGUGACGAGAAGGUUCGCUAUAGGGAAGAGCGAUACGGGUAUAAGAGUGCGGAUCGAGAGGGGUAUGGGAGAGAGAGAGGAGGGAGGGGGUAUGGCAGGGGGGAGGGGGCGGUGGGGAUUGAUGAUGCAAGGAGAGGCGGAAACGAGAGGCGAGAGGUGUAUGGGGGUGAAAGGGAGCGGUUACCAAAGGGUUCAGAGCGAUACCAGGGGGCAAGCGAGCGGUACUCUGGGAAUGGCAGAGAGAGUGGGGGCCGAGGAGGUGGAGAGGGAAAGAGGGAAUAUGGGGGAAGGGGCGGGCGGGGGGUUGAGGAACGGUGGGGGGAAGCAGGGGAGAGUGGGGGUGAGCGGAGCGAGAAGUGGGGGGAUGGAGGGAGAGAAGGGGGAGACUAUGGGGAGGAAGGGAGGAGGGGUUAUGGGGAGAGAGGGGGGGGCGAUUAUGGGAGGAGAGGGAGGGGCGGUUAUGGGGGGACAGAGAGGGCGGGAUACGGAAGGGGGGACAGGGGCGGGUAUGGGGGAAGAGGCAGGGGCUCGUAUGGAGGAAGCGAGAGGGGUGGUUAUGGGGGAAGCGAGAGGGGUGGUUAUGGGGGAAGGGAGAGGAGUGAGUAUGGGGGAAGGGAGAGGAGUGAGUAUGGGGGAAGGGAGAGGAGUGAGUAUGAGGGAAGGGAGAGGAGUGAGUAUGAGGGAAGGGAGAGGAGUGAGUAUGGAGGGAGCGAGAUGGGCGGAUCAGAAGAAAGAGGGAGGGUUGAGUACAGGGGAAGAGAGACGGAUGAUAAUGGGGUGAGAGGGAGAGGGAGGGGGGAUUAUCGGGGAAGAGGGAGAGGCGAGUAUGGGAGUACAGGGAGGGGCGAGUAUGGGAGUACAGGGAGGGGCGAGUAUGUGGGGAGAGGAAGGGGUGGAUACGGGGGAAGAGGGAGGAGUGACAACGGCAGGAGAGGUGGAGAUACGCAAUCAGACUUUCACCGCCGUCCACGCCAAGAGGAAAGAGGGUGGGGGCGGGAGAGGCUUGACGGACAGCAGGAGGAGAGGAUGUCAGAUGUCAAGGCGAAUGGAGUGCAGGAGGGGCAUCUAUCAACAGAUAGGGACUCUCAAGGGGAUGGGAAAUUUCCGAAAGACGGGCAUUUGCCGACAGAGGGGGUGAUCAGACUGAUGAAUGUGGAUGUGCCGCUGCAUGCCGACCCUGGCAAGGAUGACGUGGCAGUGAGUGAGGGGCUGGUGCGGGCGGCAGCUGCGGCGCUGCACGUGCGGGCAGAGCAUCUUCCCCCGUCUGCUCUCACUGUCGUCCGCAAGUCCUUCGACGCCCGCAAGGCCCCUGUGUUCGCCUAUGCCAUUGACAUCGAUGCAGCAGCACUUGCGCGGGCCUUCACGCUCUCAGCCACGCCGCCCAGCAAGCGCAGAGACGUGGCCCUUAAAGCCCAGGUCGUGCUGCCCGAACCACCCUUCAGCCUGCUCGCUGCCCGCACCCCUGCUGCUGCUCCUGCUGCUGCUCCUGCUGCUGCUGCUUCUUCCACUGCUGAUAGUGUUGGUGCUGGUGCUGGUGCUUAUACCAGCAGCAGCACAGGUGCUCCCACAGGAGCAGUGGGGGCGAGAGACAAGCCACCGAGAGAGCGAACGCGCAACGUGGUGGUGGGGAUGGGUCCAGCGGGGUUGCUGGCGGCGCUGGUACUCGCAGAGGCGGGCGAGCAGGUGAUAGUGGUGGAGCGAGGUCAGCCCGUGGAGGAGCGAGGGCGGGACAUCGGCGCUCUAGCCGUGCGCCAUGUGCUCAACCCAGACAGUAAUUUCUGCUAUGGGGAGGGUGGGGCGGGGACGUGGAGUGACGGCAAGCUGACGACUAGGAUCGGGAAGAAUAGUCAAGAUGUGAGGGAGGUGCUGAAUGUGCUGGUGAGGAUGGGUGCUCCUGAACGUAUUCUUGUGGACGGGCGCCCGCACCUGGGGACGGACAGGCUCGUGCGCAUCCUGCAGCAGUUCCGAACCUACUUGCUAGGUUUGGGCGUGGAGAUAAGGUUCGGCACGGUGGUGGAGGAUUUGGAGGUUCGGAACGGGCGGGUGGCUGGGGUGCACGUGAGGCCGGCUGGGAGUGCGGUGGGAAGCGGUGCAGAGGGGCAGAGUGUGAUUGCAGCGGAUAAGGUGCUGCUGGGGGUGGGGCACUCAGCAAGGGCAGUGUUUGACAUGCUGCUGUCUCACAACGUGCUGCUCACCCUCAAGGACUUUGCUGUGGGCUUUCGUAUUGAGCACCCCCAGCGCGAGAUUAACGCCAUCCGGUACCGGCGGUGGCAGGGCAGCAUGGACGUGCAGGCAGCAGUGGCGCGCGGCAAAGGGCCCAUCCCUGUGGCUGACUACUCCCUCGCCGGCCAGUUCUCCCUUACCGGCAGUACCGCUGACAGCACUGCCAGCACCGGCAGCAGCAGCUCCACUGACAGUGGCAGCGGCAGCAGUGGGCAGCAGGAGCGCAGCUGCUACUCGUUCUGCAUGUGUCCGGGAGGGCAGGUGGUGUGCACGAGUGUGACAGCAGACGAGCUGUGCCUCAACGGCAUGUCCUUCUCCAACCGCUCCUCGCUCUGGGCCAACGCUGCUCUCGUGUCAUCUGUCUCGGCGUCUGCUGGCGAUUUCGAUGACUUCAGCAGGGAGCACGGCGCGCUAGCAGGAAUGGAGUACCAGGUAUGUUGGAGGCUGGCAAGGAGGGAGGGCAGGUGGCUAGAGAAGGAGGGAGGGCAGGUGGUGUGCACGAGUGUGACAGCAGACGAGCUGUGCCUCAACGGCAUGUCCUUCUCCAAUCGCUCCUCGCUCUGGGCCAACGCUGCUCUCGUGUCAUCAGUGUCUGCUGCUGCUGGCGAUUUCGAUGACUUCACCCGGGAGCACGGCGCACUGGCAGGCAUGGAGUAUCAGAGGGCAAUAGAGCGCCAGGCAGCUGUGAUGGGAGGUGGGGACUUCGUGGCACCAGUGCAGCGCGCCACUGACUUCCUCAAUGGCACACUCUCUCCUGCGUCCGCCCUGCCAUCAUCCAGCUACCGCCUGGGAGUGGCAUCGGCCCGCCUGGACCAGCUCUACUCGCCCUCCAUCACGCUCGCCAUCCGCCUCGCUUUAGAGAACUUCGAUAAGAAGAUGCCUGGCUUCAUCUCCCCACACGCCCUGCUCCAUGCUGCCGAGACGCGCACGAGUUGCCCAGUGCGUGUGGAGCGAGGGGCAGAGAGCUACGAGAGUGUGUCGCUGCCAGGGCUGUACCCGAUAGGUGAAGGGGCGGGGUACGCAGGGGGCAUCGUGAGUGCGGCUGUGGAUGGCAUGCUGGCUGCUAGAGCCAUCCUGCGCACUGCUGCUGCUGCUUCUGAACUGACUGAGAAUUAA
This is a messenger RNA of Closterium sp. Naga37s-1, 4455 nucleotides long. Lineage: Eukaryota; Viridiplantae; Streptophyta; Zygnematophyceae; Desmidiales; Closteriaceae. The record is from the annotation of a GenBank genome assembly.